UCGAAAGCGAACGCAGGCAAAGGCGGCGGCCCCACAACGCGAUAAUUAUUGAGAAUCACGAACCGAACGAAGCCAACUCCAACUUCUAGUCCAAGGAAUUCCCCAACAAAAAAGUUUAUGAAAAUAGAUUUUGCCAUAGAUCAAAACCUGAACACAAAAACACAACAAAAGUGCGAAUUGAUAGCACCAAAAAGUAAAAGCAUAAAGCAAAAGGAAUAAAAGAAAAGAGAAUUAAAGAAAAAGAGACUAGAAAUAACAGAGACUAGCAAAAGAGAAGCCACUGCAAAAAGGGUCAUCGCAACAUGUUGACCCUGUGGACGGCGCUGUUCUGCUGCCUAACGGGACUGGCCGUGUGCUACCAGCGGCAAUCUGUGAGCAGCAGCAACAACAAUCACAAUCAUAAUAAUGCCGAGUCAAAGCCCACACACAUGCCACCAUCGCAUUAUCCGCACGGCCACAAGUGGAACGAGCCGUACUUUGAUCUGACCAUGCCCCGCAACAUCACAUCGCUGGUGGGCAAAUCCGCCUAUCUUGGCUGUCGUGUGAAGCAUCUGGGCAACAAGACGGUCGCCUGGAUAAGACAUCGGGAUCUGCACAUACUGACGGUGGGCACCUACACCUAUACGACGGAUCAGCGCUUCCAGACCUCCUAUCACCGGGACAUUGACGAGUGGACACUGCAGAUCAAGUAUGCCCAGCAGCGGGAUGUUGGCAUCUACGAGUGCCAGAUAUCGACACAGCCAGUGCGCAGUUACUCGGUCAACUUGAAUAUAGUGGACCUUAUUGAUGCGGAGACCAGCAGCAUGAUGCAGCAGUACUACAAUGAUGACGCCUUCUAUAUAGCCGCCGAUCGGGUGUAUCAAUCCAGCGAUGAUGAAUUCGCUGGCAUGUUUGGACCCAUCCAAACAGUAGCCGUGCCAACGGCCACCAUUUUGGGCGGACCCGAUCUGUACGUGGACAAGGGCAGCACCAUAAAUCUCACAUGCAUCAUCAAAUUCAGCCCAGAGCCGCCGACGCAUAUCUUUUGGUAUCACCAGGAUAAGGUGCUUAGCGAGGAGACUGGCGGCGGACGUUUGAAAUUCAAGACCAUCAAAUCGGAGGAGACCAAAUCCAUUUUGCUCAUUUACGACGCGGAUCUGCUACACUCGGGGAAGUACUCGUGUUAUCCAUCCAACUCGGAGAUAGCCAGCAUACGCGUUCAUGUCCUGCAGGGCGAACGGCCGGAGGCUAUGCAAACGAAUGCGGCGCCGGCUGCUGUCGCUUUGGCCUGUUGGUCCUGCCACACGGCCCAGGCCACUCAGGCGGUCAAAGUAAUUAGCACAAUGGUCGCGGCAUUUGUAUUGUUGGAGGCAUGCUCCUCGCUGCUGCUUCAGGGCGGUGCACCAGGUGGUGGUGGUGCUGCUGGAGCAGGCGGUGGCGGUGGAGGUGGCGCACCCAGCCGAAGUCGUGCCAAGGAGAGACCCAGCCAGGAGCAGACCCUAGCCAAGUCCCUGCCCAUGCCCUGCGGCGGCUGUUGCCCUGUCAAUAAUGGCAGCAGGAAUGCGCGGUGAUAAAUUAAUGUCGCAUCGCUGGAAUUCCACCGCCAAUGCAGCAGCCACUGCACCUAAAUGAGGCAGAGCUGCAGCAAAAAUGAUUUAUAGCAGCCACAGAGGGGGAAAGAGAGAGCGGUAGGAGCAGCAGCCACAGUCAGUUUUCUUCAAAGUUGUUCUUCAGACUUGAGCUGCAUGUAAUACCUUUACAAGAAAUACGAAAGAAUAUAAAACUGAAACUAAUUAUGCUAAUGAGGAGGAGAAGAUGUUUCAACCAGCUGCUCCUGCUGCUGCUCCUGUGGCUUUCUCCUUGCUCCUGGCUCCUGCUAAGUUGUAAGUAAGAGUGUUUCUAAUUAAGUGUGCCAGGAUCUACAAUACUUUGGGUAUUAGGGUGUACAUAAAACUGCCAGAACCCAGGGCAAAAAUAAAAAUGGUUAGCAAGCAUUUGGAAAACGAAUCAUCAGCGAGUCAUUAGCGGAAGUAAACAACAAUUAUAAUCAUAUUGAUAGCUUCUAAAAAACUAAAUACUAAAUAGUACAUAAAUACGAUACAUAGUGAGACAUUUGCGUAGUUUGAAAAAGUUUAUUCAAAUUGUUGUAAAUAUUACAAAUGGAAUACCUAACGCGUUACGCAUUUGAUUUAGGUUUCUCUUUGAGUUAUACUUUCCCCCCCUGUAUAGCGUAGUCCUUAAGCCCUGUACAUAGUUAGGUAUAUGUAUCCAUAUGUAAUGCCAGUGUAGCAAAUAAUAACUACAAUAUAUUUCAAUGUGUGGACUUUGUCAAAGGGUUCCUAAACUACAUACAUCUUUUUGGCAACAUUUUUGUAAGCGAAAACAACAAAACAACAAUUUUCCUCUUUGGAGCAUUAUUUUUUAAUGUUUUUUUUUAAUAAUCUAUUGGGGUACAUUAAAAUUGUAUGAGAAAUUCCUGCCAAAAAGUGCUGCUAGCUGCUUCACUUUGAAGUAGUUGGAAAGGAACCCCAGCCGAGGCUAACAAUUUAUUUAAGAGUUUUCCAACGGCCACGGAAGAGCUGCCAGUCAUGUGGGAAGGUCCUGUGCCCGUUCACAAUUCCUGUAAAUGGGUUUCUUGCCCCAAACUCCAGCAAUAUUUAGAGCUCCUCUUCGAGCAUGUCCGGUUGCAUUUUUGAAGCCCCUUCUUGGCCGAACGGCCGACUCACUGCCGAGUACGUUUGUCGACAGAAAUAUUUGCAUUUCCAUUGCCAUUUCCCGAGCGCUAUGUGGAAGCUCCCUCAGUCGUCACUGCUCUCCAUUGAGUAGCGAGUGACUCAUGGCUCGAAUUUGUACGUUCAAAAAUUGUAAAUAAAUAUGCAUAUGGGAAUAAACUAUAUAAUGUACUCAACUAUUUAUAUGUGGUAGUUAUACAUACAAGAUAUAUGGGUAAAAUAUAUAUAAAUAUAUUUAUUAAUGUAAACCGAAACGCAUGCAAAAUUAGUCGCGACAUUGUAAAUGAAUGUUUAAUGGGUAAAAAUUUAAUGUUGCAGAGAGAGAAAAUAUAUUUAAACCAUACCAAAUAAUUGCAAAUUAAGCAAAUAAAAUUAAUGUUUAAGCGUAAAAUUA
Messenger RNA from Drosophila guanche, 3105 nucleotides. It is a transcript of the gene dpr10, whose product is annotated as zwei Ig domain protein zig-8. Gene Ontology annotation, cellular component: neuron projection membrane. Bases 303 to 1550 code for a protein of 415 amino acids. The transcript has 8 exons. The record is from RefSeq and is a predicted model, not a curated record. Gene Ontology annotation, biological process: synapse organization. Lineage: Eukaryota; Metazoa; Arthropoda; Insecta; Diptera; Drosophilidae.